Paramecium sonneborni is the source of this 425-nucleotide messenger RNA. The record is from the annotation of a GenBank genome assembly. Lineage: Eukaryota; Ciliophora; Oligohymenophorea; Peniculida; Parameciidae.
GCUUUAUGAGAUUAUCAUAACCACCUGCAAUUACAUAAUAAACUUUUAGUUUUGGUCAAGCUAACUCAUUCAUUCAAAGGGCAUAAUAAACUUAACCAAUCAUUAGAGUUAAUCAACCAUGUUUCAGAGUCUAUACAUAACCUAUGUAAAAUAAGAGAUAAUCUAAGAGUCCUUUUUAAAGAGGAUAUGAUACUUAGGAAGAAAAUAGAACUUUAAAAAUAUAUAUAUAAUAAAUGGAGUAAACUUUGGAAAAUCUUUAACAGAAGUAUUUCUUUAAAAAUAUAAUUAGCAAUAAAAGACAUAUGCUAUAAUAAUAAUUGAAAGAAAAUUCUCAUUAAAGGGAUGAAAUUUAGAAACUUAAAAUUGAACUAUCCACUGAACUUGCAGAAAGAGCUUAUUUAGAAAAGGUUUGUUAGAAAUUAUGA